Molecule: messenger RNA, 2460 nt
Organism: Lasiodiplodia theobromae
Lineage: Eukaryota; Fungi; Ascomycota; Dothideomycetes; Botryosphaeriales; Botryosphaeriaceae
Product: Sulfate permease
Exons: 4
Coding region: 1-2460 (819 amino acids)
Biological process (GO): transmembrane transport
Cellular component (GO): membrane
Molecular function (GO): secondary active sulfate transmembrane transporter activity
Source: RefSeq, a predicted model, not a curated record
AUGCCUUCGCGCCGCGUCUUGGCCAAGCCACUCGGUAUCAACGUCGACUACAGGCAGGAGCCGGACAAAGACGACUAUGCGACGCUAAUUCCCGACCACGUUGACCCGUACUUUGAGGAGGAACCGACGGCGAAGGAGUUUCUGCUGCAGUUCAAGCCCACUCGCGCCGGCGCCGCUCGUUACAUCAAAGACCUCUUCCCCUUUUGGAACUGGAUCUUCCACUACAACCUCCAAUGGCUGACUGGAGAUAUCAUUGCCGGCGUUACUGUUGGCUUCGUCGUUGUCCCGCAGGGCAUGGCAUAUGCGCUGCUCGCUAAACUGAGCCCCGAGUAUGGACUGUACACGUCAUUUGUCGGAUUCCUGCUAUACUGGGCCUUUGCUACCUCCAAGGAUAUUACCAUUGGUACGGUCGCCGUCAUGUCCACGAUCGUCGGCAACAUCGUCAUCAAAGUGCAGGACAAGCACCCCGAUAUUCCUGCUGAGCAGGUGGCCAGAUGUCUGUCACUCAUUUCAGGUGCCAUUCUCCUCUUCAUCGGCCUCAUCCGUGCUGGCUGGAUUGUCGAGUUCAUCCCGCUCGUUGCUAUUACGUCUUUCAUGACAGGCGCUGCCUUCAGCAUUGCUGUCGGCCAGGUGCCGGCAAUGAUGGGAAUUUCGGGAAUCAACACACGCGAGGCCACUUACUUGGUUCUGAUCAAUACGCUCAAGAAGCUUGGAUCCACCAAGAUUGACGCCGCACUCGGCCUCAGUGCUCUGUUUGCCUUGUACUUCAUCCGCUGGGUUUGCAACACCAUGUCCGAGAAGCAGCCGCACCGGAAGAAGAUGUGGUUCUUCCUCUCUACGUUGAGAAUGGCCUUCAUCAUUCUUCUGUACACGAUGGCCAGCUGGCUCUCGAACAGGGGGAUCUCAAAUGCUAAGGAGGCGAAGUUUAAAAUCCUUGGGACUGUGCCAAGAGGAUUCCAACACGCCGGUGCACCUCACGUUGAUGCUCGUCUCAUCCGAGCUUUCUCAAGCGAACUUCCGGCUGCAAUCAUUGUCUUGCUGAUCGAGCACAUCGCCAUCUCCAAGUCUUUCGGACGUAUCAACAACUACACGAUCGAUCCCUCGCAGGAGCUCGUAGCACUCGGCUUCACCAAUGUCUUCGGCCCCUUUCUGGGUGGCUACCCAGCCACCGGUUCCUUCUCGCGCACAGCCAUCAAGUCCAAAGCCGGUGUCCGCACGCCACUCGCAGGCAUCUUCACUGCAGUUCUCGUGCUCCUGGCACUGUACGCACUGACAUCCGUUUUCUUCUACAUCCCCAUGGCGACCCUGGCAGGUCUGAUCAUCCACGCCGUGGGCGAUCUGAUCACGCCGCCCGACGUGGUCUACCGCUUCUACCAGAUCUCGCCGCUCGAGGUCAUCAUCUUCUUCGCCGGCGUGCUCGUCACCGUCUUCACCAACAUCGAAAACGGCAUCUACACGGCCAUCGCCGCCUCGGCCGCCGUCCUGCUCUUCCGCCACGCUCGCGCCAAGGGCCUCGUCCUGGGCCACAUCAAAGUCCACUACCUAACCGACGCCGAGUUCGCGCGGCAGCAGCAGCAGCACUCCGACCCCGCCGACGCCAUCGACCGCCACCACCCCCCGAGCUCCUCCUCCUCCUCCACCCCCUCAUCUACCUCCGCCCCGACCAACACCACCCCCGACUCAGCCAUCGACUUCCCCACCACCACCGACGCCUACCUGCCCCUCACGCACCACGACGGCUCCAACCCCGCGCUCCCUCUCUCCACCAUGCCUCACCCAGGCAUCCUGAUCUACCGGCUGACGGACACGCUGACGUACGCCAACCAAGCCGCGUACCUGGACGCACUGACGACGGCCGUCUUCGCGCACACGCGGCCCGCGCGCGCCAGCCACUACGCGCGCCUGGGCGACCGCCCCUGGAACGACCCGGGCCCGCGCCGUGGCGAAGUCGUCGACCUCGACGCCGACGCCCGCCCCGUGCUGCGCGCCGUCGUGCUCGACUUCGGCGCCGUCGCGAACGUCGACGUCACGGCUGUGCAGGGCCUGGUCGAUGUGCGGAAGCAGCUCGAGAGGCAUGCGGACGCGGUGGAGGGCGGGGAUGGGGUGCUGGAGUGGCAUUUUGCUGGCGUGGGGAGGAGGUGGACGAAGAGGGCGUUGGCGGCGGCUGGGUUCGGGUACGGGGCGAAGGGAAGCGCGGCGGUUGGGACUGAGGGCCUGUUCGCUGUGGCGGAGGUGGGUGGAGCGAGUGUAGAGGAGGUGAGGGAUGAGAAGGCUGUGGUGGGGGAUGUGGAAAAUGGUGGUGCGAGGAAGAGGCUCACUACCGUGUACGGCGUCAAUAGGCCGUUCUUCCACAUCGAUCUGCCCGCGGCGGUUAGGGCCGCCGUGAGGAAUGCGAGGAAGAGGGAGGAGCAGCAUGUGGUGAGGACUGUGCAAGUGGACGCCGCGGGCAAGGAGGAGUGA